This is a messenger RNA of Spinacia oleracea (spinach), 2281 nucleotides long. RefSeq lists its product as uncharacterized. The record is from RefSeq and is a predicted model, not a curated record. Bases 94 to 2010 code for a protein of 638 amino acids. Lineage: Eukaryota; Viridiplantae; Streptophyta; Magnoliopsida; Caryophyllales; Amaranthaceae. Gene Ontology annotation, molecular function: acyltransferase activity, transferring groups other than amino-acyl groups. The transcript is spliced from 14 exons.
GGCGCUAAAUUGUAUAAGAAGCUUCCGGCAUUCCGCCAUCACCUAACUUUUCAACAUUUUCAGAAGGAACACUCUCAAGUCUCAACUACUCAAAUGGCGCGGAAGAAACCCUCUCCUUCAACCUCCUCCAACUUUUUUCCGAUUUCAAUUGGAAAUUGCGAGGUUUUCGUUGAUGGAGCUGUUAAGAGCUUCAAAUGUGAAUCAAAUCAGAGUUCUCUGCUUAUUUCCGCUUCGAAAAAUAUCAAAAUCAAAAUUUCAGUGAUGGAAGAUGCCAACGAGAGCCGAAAAAUUGUGGAAAAUGAGAAUAAAGAGGGAGCUACUUCUGUUGUGGAUUGUCAAUUCUUGCUUAUCAACCCUAAAGAUGCUGGUAGUCAUACCAAGUCAUUGCUUCAGGAGAUCUUAAGUUUAUACACGAAGGAGCUGCCUGCCAUGAAUUAUGCUGCUAACACUGGAAAACAAUCAUCAUUUCUUGAAAAAUGUGUUUCAAGUGGGAAGUUUUGCACUUUGGCAUUGCGUCAGAAGUGUUUAGAAGACACAGCCGAGGUCAUUGCAGCAAUUACUUAUCAAAUCAUUCCAACUGAUACACAGUAUGCUGAAGUUCCAGUAGCUGCUGUCAGUUCGUCAUGUCAACAGAAGGGAGUAGGUCGACUUUUGUACAUGGAAUUAAGAAAGAGACUCAAGGAUGUUGGCAUAUCAACAGUUUUGUGUUGGGGAGACAAAGAGUCGGAAGGAUUUUGGCAUAAACAGGGAUUUGUAUCAAUAGCAGAGGUGGACUCUAAAGGUAGAGCUCGUAGGCUUCCUCGUAAGCUACCGAUCAGGGCAGAUAUACGCCGGGCACUAUGCUUUCCUGGUGGUUCAAAACUCAUGGUUACUCAUCUAAACGAGAAUCUCCAUGAUACUGGGGCUCAGUCAAUAAAGAUGUGCUGGAAUUCAGCCAGGAAAUCAACCUCAUCAACUAAAGAGUUUUACAGCCUAGCUGGUACCGGGCAGGCUUUGUCUCCUGCAUCAGCAAUUGGGAAUGGCCAAGAAAACCUGCAACAAGACUUAAAUGAGAGAAUUUCAAGCCACCAGCGUAUGACUACCUAUGAGAAAAUGGAUACUGGCGCAAUAGGUGAAUCAGUAUCAACCGAAGAGGUCGCCAAACAAAUCUCUUCAACCUAUGAACGGAAUACAAAGAGAAGGAUUUGGGAAACUUCCUCAUCGUCAUUGAACUCCAAAAGAGUGAAGGCUGCUCAUGUAUCUGAUCAGUCAUUUUCAGAUUCUGUUUUGCAUUUAAACAAGGAUGACACAGAUGGUUCUCCUUCUAAGGGGGCUUCCUUGGUAUUGGAAGAAAAUAUGUUAACUAAGAAGAGCAAGACUGUAGAUGAUGUAAUGGCUGGUGAUAAAUCUGGGGGAAAGGGAAAGUACUUCAAUAUCAUGUUGAUGGAUAUUGCUGAUGGACCUAAAAAAGACUAUCUUACAAAGAUAAUAGAAGACCUUGGUGGAGCUAUUACUGCUGAUGGAAGUGUAUGCACCCAUGUUCUCGUAGGAAAAGUCAGAAUAACAUUGAACUUCUGCACUGCUUUAUGCUCAGGGGCUUGGAUACUGUCACCAAAUUGGCUAAAAGAAAGUUCCAGGAAAGGCAGAUUUGUCGAUGAACUUCCCUUCCUUCUCAAGGAUGAGGACUACUUGAUGAAGUCCAGGGUUGAUCUAGAAGAAGCUGUUCUUAGAGCCAGAAGAAAUCCUCGAGCAUUGCUCAAAGGAUAUACUAUCUGCGUGACAACUCAUGUCCAUCCCUCUAUUAAGAUGCUAUCAGCCAUUGUCAAAUCUGCUGGUGGUGAUGUAAAUGUAGGUUUUGGUAAACUAGAUGGAAAAUCAGAAACAAUUUUUGUGGCAUGUGAAGAAGACAUGGAGGAAGCAUUGUUAGCUGUGAAGAGUGGGGUUCGAACUUUCAACAGUGAGUGGUUUAUGAACUGUAUUAUGAAACAAGAAAUUGAUCUGGACGCCCCUCAGUUUGCGGAAUCUCUUUGAUAUUUAUCAAGCUCAUGCUGAUUCAGAAGUAUUAGUGUAAAUGUUUUACAUAAUGUAUCUAAAAUUUAGUAUUUAUGGCCGUUGGAGAAGUUUUAGUUAGCUACUACAGGUUGCGGUCUGUAUUAUUUUGCUGAAAUUGCUGGAAGGAUUGAAUUGGUUUGAUGAAUCCGCUUUAGUUUUACUUCGUACGAAGUACUCCCUCUGUUCCGGAAUACUUGAACCGGUUUGACCGACACAGAGUUUAAUACAAAGUAUUUGACUUAUUAUUUAA